AUGGAUUUUAGCCCGCCGCCUUCGUCGGCCCUUUGGAACGGCCAGGCCCCAUCCCCGGAGAAGUCGAGCCAGAUCUUGAUCCGCGAAUACCCCCAUCGCGCCAUUGCCAUUGCCUCCACCACUCAUGCUUUGAUACUGCGACACAGCGCGAUAUCGCCCGACGUCGGAGCAAAUGGGUCCAUGACCUCCCUCCCGCCGACUCGCCCGUUCGCGAGCCCCCUCGAAAGCUCCAGCUCCAAGUGCAUGGUCGAAUUCUCACCGACGACGAACCGGCUGCUGGCCGACUACCGACCCCUGACGCCGCGGCCCAUCUACGGAACACUAGGGCUGAUAUCGAUUGGGCGGGAUGUCUUUCUGUGUGUCAUUACUCAGGCGUCUCGAGUAGCCACAGUCCGCCCGGGAGAGACGGUAGAGAGGAUUGAGAGUGUUCAGUUCUUUUGCUUGAACUCGGCCGAGUAUGACGACGUUAUUGUUGUCGACCCCUACGACGUGGACCUGGACGCCGCGUCCGUCUAUGGUCAGAACCUGGGCCGGAGAGAGGUGCCAAUAGAGCACCCGUGCCAGGAUCUCCAGAAGCUUCUUGGCAACGGUACUUUCUACUAUAGCACCGACUUUGACGUUACGAACCGCAUGCAAGACAGGCCGGCUGACGCUGUCGCAUUCGAUAUUGAUCAUUUUGACGAGUCUUUCCUAUGGAACGGUUACAUGAUCCGGCCGCUUGUCGAAUUUCGUUCUCGUCUGCAGCGACAAGACCGCGCCGCAUUGGAUGCCUCGAGGAUCCUGACGUCUGCAAUUCGAGGGUUCUGUAAGAGCUGGGCCAUCCCGCAGAAUUUGGCUCCCUUGAGGUCUUCCAAGACAGGGCUGCCCUCGUACCUGACAGUUAUUUCGCGCCUGUCAUGCAAGAGAGCCGGUACGAGGUUCAAUUCGCGUGGAAUUGACGACGACGGAAACGUGGCCAAUUUUGUCGAAACCGAAACUACAUACUGGAGCCCGUCGGGCGCGGUAUUUUCGUACGCCCAAGUUCGAGGGUCUGUGCCUGUCUUCUGGGAGCAGCAAGCCGGGCUCUUGCCAAAUCAGCAGAAGAUCUCUAUCACCCGCUCGGUAGACGGAACGCAGCCGGCAUUUGACAAGCACUUUGCCGAACUGGAGCAGGCCUAUGGCGCAGUCCAUGUUGUGAACUUACUUAGCGCCUCCAAGCCUGGGGAGGUGGAGCUGUCGAAUCUGUAUAGGCACGGUAUCCAGAAUUGCCCCUUAAGCAGGCCAGGGGGGAGACUGUCGCAAGACCAUGCCCUGCUUAGAGGCACCGAGUACGAUUUUCAUGCGGAGACAAAGGGACCCCAGGGCUAUGAGGCGGCGAACCAGAUUCGGCGUUAUAUUGAAGACUCUGCCGACGGCUUCGCCUACUACCUUGCCGAAGAGUCUGACGAUGUCGAGCAAAAUGGACCGUCAAUUGGGACUAAAAACCGCCGUUAUGUGGUCGUUCUGCAGCAAGAGGGUGUCUUUAGGACAAACUGUUUGGAUUGCUUAGACAGGACAAACCUGAUCCAGACAAUUAUCUCGCAGAUGGCAGUUGAGGCUUUUCUUGGCCAUAGGGGCGAAACUGCGGCUUCUGACUUUUGGUCCCGCCACGCCAACCUAUGGGCUGACAAUGGCGACUCCCUGUCCAAGAUUUACGCUGGAACUGGCGCUUUAAAAUCUUCCUUUACCCGACAUGGCAAGAUGUCACUUGCUGGAGCCAUCGCCGAUGUCCGGAAAUCGGCCACGAGAUUAUACUACAACAACUUUGCGGACAAGGCGCGGCAGAUCACCAUUGAUACACUCCUGGGAAGGCUUGUUGGUCAGUUUCCGGUCGUCCUGUAUGACCCAAUCAGUGAUUAUGUCGCUGUCGAGCUACAACGCCGCAGCAGUGAGUUUUCGGCAAACGAGAAGAUCACCAUUCUGGUCGGGACGUUCAAUUUGAAUGGAAGGACGGAUGGCAUUAACGAAGAUCUGUCUCCGUGGCUUUGCCCACCCGAACUGGGUUCAACUCUGCCCGAGAUCAUUGCAGUAGGAUUUCAGGAGAUAGUUGAACUGAAUCCGCAGCAGAUCAUGAACAGCGAUCCAACUAGGAAACAGUUCUGGGAGAAGGCGAUUAAGAGGACGCUAGACAGACACUAUACUAGUGUGGGUGGUGAGAAGUACGUGUUGCUGCGGAGCGGGCAGCUCGUUGGAGCCGCUUUAUGCAUAUUUGUGAAAGCUUCAGUGCUGCAAAAUAUCAAGAACGUGGAGGGCAGCGUUAAAAAGACUGGCCUCUCAGGAAUGGCUGGGAACAAAGGUGCGGUUGCCAUCAGGUUCGACUACGCAAAUACUCCAAUAUGCUUCGUGACGGCGCACUUGGCAGCUGGAUUCAGCAACUAUGACGAGAGAAGCAAAGACUACGCGACCAUAGACCGAGGUCUACGGUUUCAGAGGAAUAGAGGAAUCGGCGAUCAUGAUUCUGUUAUAUGGUUUGGGGAUUUCAACUAUCGGAUCGGACUGGGUCUUGAGACUGUCAAGGAGCUUGUGAAGACAAGAAACUUGGAGAGACUGUACGAAAAUGACCAGUUGAACCUUCAAAUGGUGGCAGGCCUUGCCUUUCGCUUCUACUCCGAAGCCCGGAUUUCAUUUAUGCCCACAUACAAAUUCGACCUUGGUACCGAUGAAUAUGACUCCUCAGAAAAAGCACGUAUCCCGGCUUGGACCGACCGUAUUCUCCGGAAAGGAAACAAUCUUCGCCAGAUGUCAUAUAACUCAGCGCCACUACGCUUCUCUGACCACCGGCCUGUUUACGCCGCUUUUGGAUGCACGGUCAGUAUUGUUAACGAGAAGCUCCGCGAUAAGAUCAGUCGCGAGAUCUACGAACGAAGGAAAUCCGAGGUCGGCGGAGAUAUGGCAAAUCUAGCCGCCGAAGAAUCGGACGAGGAGGACCUCAUUGGCUAUGACGCUAUAGAGCCCGGCCUCCCGCCAGCUAGCUCUGACCGUCAGAAAUGGUGGCUGGAAAAUGGAAAGACGCCACGCUCCUCCAUCAGCCCGUCCAAGCCUGACAGCUCCGUUUACCAAACGAUUUUGAAUCCGAAGAGGCCGCCAAAUCCUUACGUGCCUACGGAUGAGCCUGAUUGGGUCAACGUCCCUAGAUCCGAAUCUCGCAUGUCGUCCUUCUCGAGCAUGUCUACGUCACCAUAUGAGCAUGUCAACCACUCGAUGCUACUCUCGGCUUCAGCCUCUAGUACUACUCCGAGAAAGCUCCCUCCUCCACAUGACCCAUCAGUACUUUCCGGUAAGAUGGGAAGGCUGCAGGUCAGCGAAGACUCGAGGAAUGCGCAAACCGAUAGCCCGCCCCCUCCGCCUCCUCCCCGAAGGCAGACCACCAUGGGCCCCAGCCCUACAAAGGGUGCCGCAAGUGAAGGAACCCAGUCCGCCCGAAGGCCAGGAAGCAAGCCGAUGCCAAUACCUCCUGUGCGCGCGAAGUCAGUGGCGGCUCAGAGGCCGUCAGAUUUCAAAUCACCGCCACCACCAGUGGCAAAGAAGCCUGCACAUCUAGCAGGUUCUACGUCGCCUAUCAGCAGCAGCAAGCCGCCUGCUUUGAAGUCGGAGCUGACAGCCAUUUAUGACGGGUUGAGAAACCGGCGGCCCGAACCCGCAAACCGGCCACCAGCAAGUACUCACGGCUCAUUCUCAAACAAUAUCGGCGCUGCCUCAAGGCUACCUUCGGGGAUGGGAAGCGUGGAGGAUGUAGACAGUUUACGGCCGCAACCGAUUACUAGGCGCCCCAACGCAAGCGUCAUUUCUUCGGAACGACGGACACCCAGUGGAGCAAUAGGCCUUGUUGGGCUCACUGAUCAGGAUCACAUCCCCAAGUUGCCGGUGCGGAAGGCUGUGGCUACAUUACACAAGUCGCCACCUCCAUCGGCCCCUCAGCGAACGCCAACGAUUGACCUUUUGGGGGACGACGGAGGUACGGAGAUGGGGGGCUGGGAAGCCUUGAAACCUUCGUAG
Molecule: messenger RNA, 4014 nt
Organism: Lasiosphaeria miniovina
Lineage: Eukaryota; Fungi; Ascomycota; Sordariomycetes; Sordariales; Lasiosphaeriaceae
Product: phosphoinositide 5-phosphatase
Exons: 6
Coding region: 1-4014 (1337 amino acids)
Biological process (GO): phosphatidylinositol dephosphorylation
Cellular component (GO): cytoplasm; membrane
Molecular function (GO): phosphatidylinositol-3,5-bisphosphate 5-phosphatase activity; phosphatidylinositol-4,5-bisphosphate 5-phosphatase activity
Source: RefSeq, a predicted model, not a curated record